AUGCAACCGCGAGUACGAUUCAACGCAAAGGCAAGGAGCUCCCACAAGAAGAAGGCCAAACGCGCGAAAGAUAGGCCGGAGGCGUCGCAGGAAGAUCAAGUCGACCCUAAUGCCGCGAUUGUCGUCCCCAAGAGUGAGGAGGAGAAGGAGCGCGAGAGGAAGCUGAAGAUGAGGGAAGAGAUUCUCGCCGAGUCUAACUCGAAAGCGAGCGGCAAGAAAAAGAAGCGGCUGGACAAGUACAUUGAGAAGAAGCUGAAACAGGAAGAGCGACUUGCGCUAUUCGAGAAACUAUCAAAGAGUCAAGCUCAGGCAUCAGCCGCGAUUCAAUUGCAGUCCUCUGCUACACUGGGCACGGGCAAGGUGACCACUCACCAGCAUCGGCUCGAGCAGUUGGAGGACAAGGAAGUCAGGCGGACUCUAGACGGUCGCUCUGGUAAGGGCAAACGCCGUCGAACCGCCAAUCCUACCUUGCUUGCCGCCGAAGACAGCGAAGAAGAGUACGGCGUUCCAAUGGAAGUGGAUGCCCUCGCAGAGGCCGAUGACGACAACGGCGAGGACGUCCAGGAAGGAAUGUCUCGUUCGAGACCGGUCGUCGUUGUAGAUUCCGGAUUCUCCACGACAGCGCAGUCCGCCGGAUCUGAAUCCCUGCCUUCCUUGCCUACGGUUCCUGCCGUCGGUAGUGCUUUGAAGCGGAAUGCCGACGGGACUAUCGUUGCGCCCAGGAUAUCAAAACGGAAGCCCAAGGAUGCGAAUCGAACCUUCGCAUCCUGGAAACACAAACGUCUGAAUCACAGAGCGAAGGCGGCACAGGAAGAUUCCGAUUCGUCAUUCGAUAGCUCUGACUCCGCAUACGAUUCGGAUGAGAAGGAUGACGAGGGUGCCAUUGAAGCCGAGGGCGAUUCGGAGGAGUCUGGUUUAGAGGAUGGUUCAGAGGACUCAGAAAACUCGUCAUCUGCGGAGUCCCACGCAGAACCAGACCAGGUUUUCACCGAGGAGCCGGAAAGCAAGAAGCGCAAAAGGCUCGGCUUCAAAGAUUGGGCCAUGAAGCAGCUCAGCGCAGUCAAGGGAUACGUUGCGCCCUUGCCUGAUCCAGACGAUCCAACAGCCCCUUCCCCUGCGCUACCCGAGCACCCUACGAAGAAGCGCAAGACAGAUCACUUGAAAGGGCCGAGGGAAAUGCGCGGGCCGCUCGGCGAGGAUAUGCAGCUGCCCAAGACUGCGUUUGCACAGCAGCUCCAGGACGGUAUGAAAAAGGGAGUCAAGCCGAAGGCCCGCAAGGUUAUUGCCGUGACACGGCCUCAGGAGGUGGAGGAAGCGAGAAUGCUGCUCCCUAUCGUGUCUGAGGAGCAACCUAUAAUGGAGGCUAUCAUCCUCAACACCGUCGUUAUCAUAUGUGGUGAAACAGGUAGUGGUAAGACUACUCAAGUCCCUCAGUUUCUCUACGAAGCAGGAUUCGGAUCCCCGGGAAGCGACAAUCCGGGAAUGAUAGGCGUGACGCAGCCACGACGAGUUGCUGCCAUGUCCAUGGCUUCACGCGUUGCACACGAGUUAUCCCUGACCUCCUCCAAGGUUUCGUAUCAAAUACGAUACGAUGCCACUGUGUCUCCAUCGACGGCGAUCAAAUUCAUGACGGAUGGCGUUCUUCUGCGUGAGCUGGCCGUCGAUUUCUUGCUGAAGAAGUAUUCGGUCAUUAUCAUCGACGAGGCACAUGAAAGAAGCAUGAACACGGACAUCCUGCUAGGCGUAUUGAGCCGUGUCGUCAAAUUGCGAGAAGAAAUGUGGAAGGAGGGCAAAGAGGACGUGAAGCCGCUCCGCCUCAUCAUAAUGUCUGCUACGCUUCGUGUGUCUGACUUCGCAGAAAAUAAGACCCUCUUCGCAUUCCCCCCGCCUAUCAUAAACGUCCCCGCUCGCCAGCAUCCCGUGACCGUACAUUUCAGCCGUCGAACGAACUCGGACUACAUUUCUGAGGCUAUCAAGAAGACGAGCAAGAUCCAUGCGAGGUUACCUCCGGGCGGCAUCCUCGUUUUCCUGACUGGCCAGAAUGAGAUCACCGGAGUGUGCAGGAAACUAGAGGCGAGGUAUGGCAAGAAGGCGUUAGAGGAACGACGCAAGUCCCGACAGUCGCUUCAGUCCCGUCUCAGCGGCUUGGCCGAGUCCUUGGCUAAAGACAGCGAGCCAGGUCGUACGGUUGCCCCGGCACAUGCUGACGUAGAGGCCGAGGAUUUUGAUCUCGGGAAUUUUCAGCGAGCAGACGAGGCGCUAGCGUUCGACGUCGACGGUGAUGUUGAUGCGGAGGCGCUCGAGUCGGAUGACGAUUCGGAGGGCAACGAUGAACUGGGUAUCGAGGCCGAAGAGACCGACGUGCCAAUGCACAUCGUCCCGCUAUAUGCGCUUCUUCCGAGUGAGAAACAGAUGGAGGUGUUCAAGCCUCCUCUGGACGGCACUCGACUAGUAGUCGUUUCAACAAACGUCGCGGAGACGUCGCUGACCAUCCCCGGCAUCCGCUAUGUCGUCGACUGCGGUCGCGCGAAGGAGCGGCGCUACGACGUAGCCAACGGCAUCCAAGCCUUCCAAGUCAGCUGGAUCUCCAAGGCGUCCGCCGCACAGCGCGCAGGCCGUGCAGGCCGCACAGGCCCCGGCCACUGCUAUCGCCUGUACUCCUCCGCGCUCUUCGAGAACUACUUCGACGCGUUCUCGCAGCCCGAGAUCCUCCGCAUGCCCAUCGAAGGCGUCGUCCUCCAGAUGAAGAGCAUGCACAUCGACGCCGUCGUCAACUUCCCCUUCCCCACGCCGCCCGACCGCGCGAGCCUGCAGAAGGCCGAGCGGGUGCUCACGCACCUCGGCGCGCUCUCGACGGCGACGGCCAAGGCCGGCUCGACGCUGGGCGCGGCGAUCACGGACGUCGGCCGCACGAUGGCGCUGUUCCCGCUGUCGCCGCGGUUCUCGCGCAUGCUCGUGAGCGGACGGCAGCACGGCUGUCUGCCUUACGUCAUCGCGAUCGUCUCUGCGCUAUCUGUGGGCGACCCGUUCCUGCGCGAGGAGGCGCUCGAUCAGGAAAAAGACGAAGACGAGGGGGAGGAGGACGAGGAGGAGCUCGCGCACAUCACGGGCGAAGCCGCGCGUGCGAAGGAGGCACGCCGGAUCCGGAGGAAGGCGUUCUUCGCGUCGCAGAAGCUGCACGCCUCGCUCGGCAACGCGUCCAGCGACGUCCUCCGCGUCCUGUCCGUCGUCGGCGCGUACGAGUUCGCAGGCGGCGGGCACAAGUUCUGCGAGGAGCACUUCGUCCGGCCCAAGGCGAUGAUGGAGAUCCACAAGCUGCGCGCGCAGAUCAGCGCGAUCGUCCAGGCCAACUUCCCCGACGUCCACCCCGGGCUCGCCGCCGACCUCCGCCCGCCCUCCGCGCUCCAGCUGAAGGUCCUCCGGCAGCUCGUCGCGGCGGGCUUCAUCGACCAGGUCGCCGUCCGGAAGGACGUCGCGCAGAAAGGCCGCGCCGCGGGCGCAGGCACGCAGUACACGACCGCGCGCGGGGUCCCGUACCAGGCGCUCGGGAUCCCAGACGAGGACGUGUUCGUCCACCCGUCCUCCGUGCUCGCGGGCGGGGCGCCGCCCGAGUACGUCGUGUACCUCGAGGUCGUGCGCACGUCCCGCGUGUACAUCAAGGGCCUGACCGUGGUGAACGGUGCCUGGUUGUCCGCGCUCGGGAAGUCGCUGUGCACGUACUCAAAGCCGUUCAAGAACAAGGAGGGGCAGUCCAUGGUAAUCCCCCACUUUGGCCCGCAGGGGUGGGAGUUACCGCCAAUACGGGAGGACCAGAAGUGA
Molecule: messenger RNA, 3819 nt
Organism: Dichomitus squalens LYAD-421 SS1
Lineage: Eukaryota; Fungi; Basidiomycota; Agaricomycetes; Polyporales; Polyporaceae
Product: P-loop containing nucleoside triphosphate hydrolase protein
Exons: 12
Coding region: 1-3819 (1272 amino acids)
Biological process (GO): maturation of SSU-rRNA from tricistronic rRNA transcript (SSU-rRNA, 5.8S rRNA, LSU-rRNA)
Cellular component (GO): intracellular anatomical structure; nucleolus
Molecular function (GO): ATP hydrolysis activity; ATP binding; RNA binding
Source: RefSeq, a predicted model, not a curated record